Dentiscutata heterogama is the source of this 1938-nucleotide messenger RNA. The record is from the annotation of a GenBank genome assembly. NCBI's taxonomy places the organism in Eukaryota, Fungi, Glomeromycota, Glomeromycetes, Diversisporales, Gigasporaceae.
AUGCUCUUAAAAAAUGAAAAUGAUAGUGAUAAUGAUCUUCACAUGGGAUCAAAUUGUCGUUUUUUGCAUUUUUCACAAGAAAAAGCGGUGAUUAAACCAAGUGAUGAAUCUAAAUAUGAUCUUUUAAAGAUUAUUGGAAAAAAAGACGAUAAAUAUUAUUUAUAUAUUAAUCAAAAUGCUGAAUUUGACUUGACUCAGUUAAGGUUUGAAAAGGGAUUUUUGUUUGAAAAAAAUGGAUCUAUAAUAAGUGCACCUGUUCGAGCAUUUAAAAUUAAUAUAGAUGAAACUAAAAUAGAGAAAAAAGAGGAGAUUAAUGAAAAAGUUUAUUCAUGUAAUCAUGAAAAAAACGUGAACUGUAAACGACCUCUCAUAUUUGAUUUAAAGCUUUCAACCGCUUGUUCAGAAUUGUUUUCUACUUCUAUCGGAUUUUCUCAUGAAAAUUCUGACCAAACACAUACACAACAUGUAACAUCUACCAAACGUAAACUGUUCGUAAAAGGUGAACUAUCUAUUUCAGAUAAAAAUAUCAGCUUAGAAAAAAAUUUUAUUGAAGAUAUUAAAAAUGUGUUGAGUGACACAACUCAUGAUAAGAUAAGAAAACUUCAUGAAAUAUCAAAAAAUUAUGGGCACUUUUAUGUACGACGUCUUAUUUUUGGAGGGGCAAUAAUAAAAAAAGAAGAAUAUACAAAAAAUUUAGUUAAAUGCUCUAAGGUAAAGGCCACUAAUACACAGUUUGAUGCCGGAAUUGCUGCAAACAGUCUUAAAGCUGAAGUCAAUAUUGCUCAUAGAAAUGAGGAUACUCAUAACAAUUCAAGUGAUAAUACAAAUAUAGUUGAAACAUCCAUUGGCGGAACUAAUUAUUCUCAAUAUGAUGAAAACACUUGGAAACAAUCUCUUAAUGAUCCGACUACGUGGAAAAUAAUUGGGUACGAAGGUGUUUAUUCAUUAUUUGAAUUAUUAGAUAAUGAAUUAAAAAAAGAAGUAUUGGGUAUCGUUGGUCAUCAAAUUUUAGAAGCAAAAGUCGAUGAAAUCAAGUUCGACAUUGAAAAAUAUGAAAAAGCUAAGAAACCAUAUACUCAUAAUUUGAUAACUAAUAUAAAUAUGAGUGAGUGCAAUAUUAUUGCAUCAAUUAAGAGCGAAGAAGGCAAUAUAUUUUCGCAACAUGUAGAAUAUAUGGAUAAAAAUAAAAAUUAUCCAGUUAUUGUUAUUCAUCACAUAAAAAUUGAAAUUAAGCUUGGAUUGGUUAUCAUUGGGCCACCAAAAGACUUCAAUUUUAGCAUCGAAUAUCCACUGGUACUCGAAAGCAAAAAAUAUCAAGUUCCUAGAGAAAGUAAUUAUCAUAUAAUACACGAGCGUAGCAUGUUUGGUACUUGCGCUUUAGAAGCUCCUCAAGUAAAAAAUAAUUCAGGUACAGGAGAAGCUACUUAUUAUAAAUUUUCUCGCAACCCAAAAGAUUCAAGAUAUGCCAUUGGUAAUUACCUUAAACAUUGUCAAAAAUCUAUGCCUACAUGGGUGUUUGUUUAUGACAUUAAAGAUAAAAAAAAAGUAACUGACGAAAAAGUAUUGGAAAAUUUGGCACUAUAUAGUUGUAUUGUCGAUAUUACUUGUUCACGUCAAAUUAACGAAUUUUUUGGUGAAAAGAAAAUUAAUUGGAUCAAGGAAGGAAAUAAGGAAAUAUUAUACAGUGAAAAAGUAUUUGAUAAAUUCCCUAAUGAUAAUUUAAUAUUAGUAAAUCAAAUAUUUGAUCAUGAUUUUAUGAAUUGUCAACCUCUCGGAUUUGUUAAUAUUAUUUCCGAUAAAAUUUGUUAUGGGCCAUUAGAUUCAGAACAACUGAAUAUAGAUGGAAAAUGUAAAUCAAUUUUUUAUCUUUCAAUUUCUCCGAAAUCUAUUCCUAAAGGAAAUAGUGAUCUUUUAAAUUUCAGUGAAUUAUGCCAGUAA